AUGUGGCUCAGAAAGUAAUCUUCCACGUCAGUAGGAAGUAGUGGAGAGCCACAGAGACAUCUCGCCAAAGGGUUCACCUGAGCAUUUUUACAGAUGUAAUUAUCCCAGAUUGAGUGUCGAAGGCCACUUCGGGGUAUAAUUGUUGUGCUAUCAGGUAUUUUUCAGCAAGCAGCAUUCUAAAGGAUUCUUUUAAACGGAUUCAAGCCCAGCAGCAAAAUGACAGCUGCGGAGAACGUUUGUUACACUCUGAUCAAUGUGUCAUCUGAGUCAGAACCCCCUUCUGAAGUCAGCCUUAAAGCUGAUCUAGAAAAAGGGGAGAUCAAGGCAAAGACUGAAGCCCUGAAGAAGGUUAUCAUCAUGAUCCUGAAUGGUGAGAAGCUGCCAGGACUGCUGAUGACCAUAAUCCGCUUUGUGCUGCCGCUUCAAGACCACACCAUCAAAAAGCUACUGCUGGUUUUCUGGGAGAUUGUUCCCAAAACAACCCCAGAUGGAAAACUGCUCCAGGAGAUGAUCCUGGUCUGCGAUGCCUACAGAAAGGACUUGCAGCAUCCCAAUGAGUUCAUCCGUGGCUCCACUCUGCGCUUCCUGUGCAAGCUGAAGGAGUCCGAGCUGCUGGAGCCUCUCAUGCCAGCGAUCCGGGCCUGCCUGGAGCACCGGCACAGUUAUGUGCGCCGCAACGCCGUCCUGGCAAUUUACACCAUCUAUAGGAACUUUGAGCAUCUCAUCCCUGACGCUCCAGAGUUGAUCCAUGAUUUUCUUGUCAAUGAGAAAGACGCCAGCUGUAAGAGAAAUGCUUUCAUGAUGCUGAUCCAUGCAGACCAGGAUCGAGCUCUGGAUUACCUCAGCACAUGUAUUGACCAAGUUCACACUUUUGGUGACAUUCUCCAGCUGGUCAUUGUGGAGCUGAUCUACAAAGUUUGCCAUGCUAACCCGUCUGAGCGCGCCCGGUUCAUCCGAUGCAUCUACAACCUGCUGCAGUCCUCCAGUCCGGCGGUCAAGUACGAAGCUGCCGGCACUCUUGUUACCCUCUCCAGUGCUCCCACAGCUGUUAAGGCUGCUGCCCAGUGCUACAUUGAUUUGAUCAUCAAGGAGAGCGACAACAAUGUGAAGCUGAUUGUUCUUGAUCGUCUGAUUGAACUGAAGGAGCACCCCACUCACGAGCGCGUACUCCAGGAUCUCGUGAUGGACAUCCUGCGUGUUCUCAGCACUCCUGACCUGGAAGUGAGGAAGAAGACCCUGCAGCUGGCGCUGGAUCUGGUUUCGUCGCGCAAUGUUGAAGAGUUGGUGAUCGUCUUGAAGAAAGAAGUGAUCAAAACAAACAACGUAUCAGAACAUGAAGAUACUGAUAAGUACAGGCAGCUGUUGGUGCGCACUCUCCACUCCUGUAGUGUGCGCUUCCCUGACAUGGCAGCCAAUGUCAUUCCUGUGCUGAUGGAGUUCCUAAGUGACACUAACGAGGCGGCUGCUGCUGAUGUGCUGGAGUUUGUACGGGAGGCCAUUCAGCGCUUUGAGAACUUGAGACCCCUCAUCACCGAGAAAAUGCUGGAAGUCUUUCACGCAAUAAAAACUGUCAAGAUCUACAGGGGAGCGUUGUGGAUCUUGGGAGAAUACUGUAGCACCAAGGACGACAUCCAGAGUGUGAUGACAGAAGUGCGCAGGUCCUUGGGCGAGAUCCCGAUUGUAGAAAAUGAGAUAAAGAAAGAGACCGGAGAGGUGAAACCAGAUGAUGAAGUAAGUGCGGCUCCAGCCCAGAAGCUGGUGACAGAAAUGGGCACCUAUGUGACACAAAGCGCUCUCAGCUCGUCCAGACCUUCGAAGAAAGAAGAAGAUAGACCUCCACUCAGAGGCUUCCUGAUGGAUGGAGACUUUUAUGUGGCAGCUUCCCUGGCCACCACACUGACCAAAGUGGCCUUGCGCUACGUUGCCAUAGUUCAAGACAAAAAGAAACAAAACUCCUUUGUGGCGGAGGCCAUGCUGAUCAUGGUCACUGUGCUGCACCUGGGCAAGUCCUCUCUGCCCAAGAAGCCGAUUACAGACGAUGACGUGGACCGCAUCUCGCUGUGCCUCAAGGUCCUGUCAGAGUGCUCGCCACUUAUGAACGACAUUUUCAACAAGGAGUGCCGCAGAUCCCUGUCACAUAUGCUGACUGUCAGACUGGAGGAAGAGAAGCUAUCACAGAAGAAAGAGUCUGAGAAACGCAACGUCACAGUGCAGGCAGACGACCCCAUCUCCUUCAUGCAGCUGACUGCCAAAAGCGAGAUGGCUUCUAAGGAGGACCAGUUCCAGCUCAGUCUGCUGGCUGCCAUGGGCAACACUCAGAGGAAGGAGGCUGCUGAUCCACUCGCAUCCAAACUCAACAAGGUGACCCAGUUGACAGGCUUUUCAGACCCAGUAUAUGCUGAAGCCUAUGUUCAUGUCAACCAGUAUGACAUCGUGGAUGUGCUGGUGGUCAACCAAACCAGUGACACUCUCCAGAAUUGCACUCUUGAGCUGGCCACUUUAGGUGACCUCAAGUUGGUCGAGAAGCCUUCACCUCUAACUCUGGCUCCCCACGAUUUUGCUAACAUCAAGGCCAAUGUCAAGGUGGCUUCCACGGAGAACGGCAUUAUAUUUGGCAACAUUGUCUAUGAUGUGUCGGGAGCUGCUAGCGACAGGAACUGCGUGGUCCUCAGCGACAUCCACAUUGACAUCAUGGACUACAUCCAGCCAGCUUCGUGCACAGAUGCAGAAUUCAGACAGAUGUGGGCAGAGUUUGAGUGGGAAAACAAGGUAACGGUGAACACCAACAUCACUGAUCUGAACGAGUACCUUCAGCACAUCCUCAAGUCCACCAACAUGAAGUGUCUGACUCCCGAGAAGGCACUCUCUGGCUUCUGCGGCUUCAUGGCUGCCAACCUUUAUGCUCGUUCUAUCUUUGGAGAAGACGCCCUGGCUAAUGUCAGCAUCGAGAAGCCCAUCCACCUGGGGCCGGACGCACCUGUCAACGGACACAUCCGCAUUAGGGCCAAAAGUCAGGGGAUGGCCUUGAGUCUGGGUGACAAGAUCAACCUCUCUCAAAAGAAGUCAAAUGUCUGAGACAAAUCUGGUCCAGCUGUAAAAAUGUCACCUGCUGUUGUUUUCUAUCAUCCAUCUUUUCAACACAGAUAAUUAAGAACUCUACAUGGUUAGUUGCUUCCGUGCUGUUUUUCUUUCUUUUUUAUCUAACAUCACCGCUGUCACUUUAGUAAUUUUCUUUCCCUGUUCUGCUUAAUUUUCAAUAAACGUAUUAAAAGUGA
This is a messenger RNA of Gasterosteus aculeatus aculeatus (three-spined stickleback), 3275 nucleotides long. RefSeq names its product COPI coat complex subunit beta 1 (gene copb1). NCBI's taxonomy places the organism in Eukaryota, Metazoa, Chordata, Actinopteri, Perciformes, Gasterosteidae. The record is from RefSeq and is a predicted model, not a curated record. Gene Ontology annotation, molecular function: structural molecule activity. Gene Ontology annotation, cellular component: cytoplasm; COPI vesicle coat. Gene Ontology annotation, biological process: intracellular protein transport; intra-Golgi vesicle-mediated transport; endoplasmic reticulum to Golgi vesicle-mediated transport.